Seriola dumerili (greater amberjack) is the source of this 3427-nucleotide messenger RNA. RefSeq names its product 5-methyltetrahydrofolate-homocysteine methyltransferase reductase (gene mtrr). The record is from RefSeq and is a predicted model, not a curated record. Bases 71 to 2329 code for a protein of 752 amino acids. Gene Ontology annotation, biological process: homocysteine metabolic process. Gene Ontology annotation, cellular component: cytosol. Gene Ontology annotation, molecular function: flavin adenine dinucleotide binding; [methionine synthase] reductase (NADPH) activity; FMN binding. Lineage: Eukaryota; Metazoa; Chordata; Actinopteri; Carangiformes; Carangidae. The transcript is spliced from 15 exons.
CUCGCGUGAUGUCAAGUGUUGAUAAAAUUCCAUUGGAAGGAGGUCUUGAUUGUAAUGCCAAAGCUAAAGCAUGCCCUGUGAAGCGAAGCCUCGGUUCUUGGUUCUGUAUGGAUCUCAGAAGGGACAGGCCCAAUCCAUAGCAGAGGGGAUAGCUGAGGAGGCCGAGGAUCACGGACUGGUAGCUGAACUCAGUUGCUUGAACCAGAAUGAGAAGUACAAUUUGGAGAAGGAGAAUGCCCCAGUGGUCUUUAUUGUGUCUACUACUGGAGAUGGGGAACCUCCAGACAAUGCCCUCCAAUUUGUAAAGCGCAUCAAGAAGAAGACCCUCUCCACUGACCACUAUAAACACCUUUGCUAUGCACUUUUAGCUUUAGGAGACACAAAUUAUGAAAAUUUCUGCAACUGUGGGAAGACAAUUGAGCGUCGUCUACAGGAACUUGGAGCCAAACAAUUCUAUGCGACGGGAUAUGCAGAUGAUGGUGUAGGGCUGGAGGUUGUUGUGGACCCCUGGCUUGAAGGACUGUGGAAAGCAAUCAAAGGAGCCUUAUCAAAAAUGGCUUCUGAUAGGACUGGUCCCUUAAAAGGUGGUGCGGAAGAUUCACCAAAGGAAACUCCUGAUUCAUACAUACCAGAUGUCCAACUUAACCUCCUAAGUCUUAAUGACCACCAGAGCUGCGAGUCAGUCGGAGCAUCUGUAGACACGAACGCCAAAUAUGCAUCGGCUGCUUCAUCUUCGGCUCCUGAUACGCAGACUGCUGUUUCUGAUCUCAGGCCAGCUUCUACAGCAGGGAGCCCUAUGUUGGCGUCCCAGUCUCAUGGCACUGCCAGUGUUUCUACAUCAGCACCAGAGACACAGACCGGGGAUGUUGGAGUUCCACAUGAUGCAUUGGCAGCCUCACUGACAUGCUCCCUGCCCCCACUGUCAGAGUCUUCUCUUAAUGUACCUGCUCUGCCUCCUCCCUACCUGGAUGUCUCUCUUCAAGAUAUGGACAUUAUGGAACCGAUUGUUCGACGGUUAAACAGUGAAAGUCUUCAUGAGGUUCCCAUAUACAGAGCAGUUCAGAUGACCAGAGGAGAUUCAGUCAAGACAUCCCUUCUUUUAGAGUUGGACAUUUCUGCUAACCCGAUGCUGGCCUAUCAGCCAGGGGAUUCGUUUGAUGUGUUCUGCCCAAACAGAGCCACAGAGGUGGAGGACAUGCUCCACAGACUGGGCCUUCAGGACCAGAGGAACCAUCAUGUCCAUGUUUCUCUCAAAAAGGACACCAAGAAAAAAGGUGCCCAGGUGCCAUCUCACAUCCCCCAGAACAUUUCUUUGCUCUACUUGCUCACAUGGUGUCUAGAGAUCAGAAGUGUUCCUAAGAAGGCGUUUCUACGAGCGCUGGUGGAGCAUACAGGGGACAGUGUGCAGAGGAGGAGACUGCAGGAGCUCUGCAGUAAACAAGGCGCCACAGAUUACAACCUGUAUGUGAGAGACUCGAACCUCAGCGUUUUGGAGCUUCUUGCAGCCUUCCCAUCCUGCUGGCCUCCUCUCAGCCUCCUCAUAGAGCAUUUGCCGAAACUGCAGCCGAGGCCUUACUCAGCAGCCAGCUCCUGUCUUAAGCACCCAGGAAAGCUGCAUUUUGUCUUCAAUGUGGUAGAGUUCCCAGCAUGCUCUGGGCGGCCUGCGGGAAGGCGAGGCUUGUGUACCGGUUGGCUGUUUGACCUCAUCAAUCCUGGCCUGGUUUUCCCUGGGAAGCCUGAAUGCUCUGGCAGCCGGGCUCUGCCUAAGAUCCAUGUGAGUUUGAGACCAUACUGCUCCUUUCGGCCUCCCUCUGACCUGUCGGUGCCCUUCAUAAUGGUUGGACCGGGCACAGGAGUUGCUCCCUUCAUUGGUUUCCUCCAGCAAAGAGAGAAGGAGAGGCAGGAGAACCCCGAGGCUGUAUUUGGCGAGACCUGGUUGUUCUUUGGUUGUCGCCACAGAGACAGAGACUACCUGUUCAGAGAGGAGCUGGAGGGCUUCGUGUCCAGCGGUAUCCUGAACCACCUGAAGGUGUGUUUCUCCAGAGGCGACGAGCAGGAGCAGGAGGAGAAGGAGAUCACCACCUCAGUAGCUCGACCCAGAUACGUCCAACACAACCUGCUGCUUAACAGCCAGUACAUCACUGAAAUCCUGCUCAGACAGAACGGUUGCCUCUAUGUCUGCGGCGAUGCGAAGAACAUGGCUAAAGACGUGAAUGACACCCUGAUAGAGAUGAUCAAAACGGAGCUUCAAGUGGACCAACUGGAGGCCAUGAAGAGACUGGCAGGACUGAGGGAGGAGAAACGCUACUUACAGGACAUCUGGGGCUGACAGCGGAUGGCCAGAUAAGGGCAUUUUGCAGCAUCCACUGAGCUUUUUUUUUUAUAACUUCGUUCUAAAAAAAAAAGAAAAAAUCAGCAUGCUCAGCUGUAACCUCUACAGCCAUAAAAUUGUGGAUGCUGAAGCCUGGAGGUAGUUUACACCACCCAAUGUUACCAAGAUGGAAUGUAUCAUGCUAGCCUGGGGACAUCAGUUCACUACAUCAUCCUGGGCUUUGCUAUUUGAAAAGAAAUAACCUUGAUCAGGCCAGUAGUGCUGGAGAUUGGUCCUGGAGUAUGAAAAUGUGUUUUAGUGUAGAAAAGCCGCCUCCUUUCGUCCUGUCUGGGGAAAAGGCAUUUACUUCCGUUGGCUGUGAUGGAGUGAUUUUGAUGAGGCUCAGAGCGAGAUAUCGCUCCAACCUAGAUGGAAACAACACAGCAAUCUGUCGUUUUUAAACAACACACACACAGUAAAUUGUUUAUUGUUAUUCAAGGACAAAAUAAAUCAUUUUUUUUCUAAGUUAUUUUUGUUUUUGGAAUGUGCCAAACCAUCUCACUGCCAGCUAAAUGCAACAUGGUUUACCUCUAAAGUCAUAAUCAUUCAAUUCUUUAUAUAAAAGAAAAUGUAUCUCAAUUGCAAAAUAAGUUGGUUUGAUUGAUUUGCUCCAGUAUUAUCUCAUUUCAUCAUAUUUUCUUCCGAUAUACUGUGGAUAUUGCUAAUUUUUUAUCCUUUUUUUGGACAUCAUUGGACAUCAUGAAGACAGGUUUUAACGCAUAAGGUCCUAAAAAAAAAAUGGCUGAGUGACAAUUUUAUAAAUUAAGUCUAUGGAGAUGAGGACAUUUUCAGUAAUUUAUCAUUAUACUGUGUUAAGUUCCAAGUACACAGGGCGUGACUCUCAAUGAUAAUGUGCAGCUCUGGCCAGAGCAAUUUAUCUAACUAACUUUGUUUGUGUCUGUCUGCCCCCACAUACCCAGCAGACUGUGUGUUUGGAGACAGUGAACUCCAACUUUUCUAACUCCCGUAAAGCCGACUAAAAUCUCACAAACUGUGGUUAAAACAAACACAACUGUGCCUUGUGUGAUCAGGAAUUAAAAGACAUUUCAGUGUAAA